UUUUGCCUCCUAAUAGCAAACGUUAUCGAUAUUGCAGCUGUAUAGUGACAUGAGCUAUGAGCUAUAGCUCUUGAUGGAGUCUGUCUCUUGUCAGACGAUCACAAAAGUCAUUACAUAGCAUCCUGUGUUGUUGGUAAGUAUCGAUAGCACGACUACCUCUAAAAGGCUAUACAACUAUCUGCUUUACCGCAGAUACCAAAGCACAUUCGCCUUGAUGACCUGUGAGACCUGCAACAACAGUGGCUUGGAAGGCGACUUUCAUUCUAAAGCACUUGUCAGGCUGCGGUACCGAGCGUGCAACUCAUUGGCAUGGAUCUGAAUCACUCCUCCGCCUCGGUUGAGGCAUCCACACGCUGUGCCCUAGAUAAUCCGUCGCUGCCAAAAUCCAGGGGAGUCAAACAGCCUCCUGAUGAAUCUUCCGGUAUCCUCCUGAAGCAUAAUGAUCCUUCACUCACCCAUCGGAGCUCUUCGGGCAUCAAGAUCAUCCUUCCAACGGGAGACAUAGUCAUUGAGUACCUGGACCCCGAAACGGUGGCGGCCUCUCCAUCCAGAGCUGUGGUCCAUCGGUGGCGAGUGUCCAGCAGUGAUAUCAUGCGCAAUAGCCCAUACUUUAGGGCUCUCUUGGACCCGCACAAGUUCGCGGAAGGCAAGAACCUGAUACACCAGAAGAUCCAAACCCAGCAGCUAGCCUCCGAAUCUACGGUUAGGAGCCUAGACUCUCCCGACGACGAGCAAGCCUGGAACACGGAUGAAUUGCCGGUCGUUCGACUUCCAAGCGAUCACUUCUCCUCGCGUCUCGGAACGGAUGCCAUUGAGCUCUUUCUCGAGGUUCUGUCCUACGACUCAUAUGAUGACGAACAACAGCGCACGUUUGACGCUAGACUCAGAGUGCAGCCUGUGUCCCUUGUCUCGAGAUUGGUGGAACUAGCUGAUGCUUUCAACUCACCACAGGCCGUUCAGAAAGCUCUGAAACGCUCAGGUUAUGCUUUUGGCAAGGGGAAGGUCCCUCUCACCAGGUUCGAUGCAGCCUCCUUGUUGAAGCUGCCCGAGGAUCGGAUCCGCCAGACCAUAUUCGUGGCUCGAUUUCUCAACGAGCAUGCCAUUGUUCAGGUGUACACCCAUACACUCGUCGUGAUGGGGUCUAAAUAUUGGUCGAACGGCGUCGUUGAAGGCCCUGAAACUCCCACGUUUCCCUGGCGGUAUCUCACUGGUGGAAUAGAAGAGGAACUUUACUUUCGUCGACAAUGCGUCCUCAACACGAUAACCGACCUGCAAGCCCACUUCCUCCGUGCCUACGGAGCUCUCGAAGACCCGACAGACGACGCCUACCCUUCCGGCACAGCAACAACAUCCACAUCUACGGCCACCACAACCACGGCAGCAACCCCCCAACCCCGACCCCCAUUCUCUUUGCCGGCCACCUCUACCACCCUCCACCCCCGCCACUUCCAAUGCCGCUACGGCUUCGCCAACUCCAGCGCCUGCGACGCCUUCCAUCUAGGCCAAAUGACGCGCUUCUUCGCCUUACGCACCAAGACCAUCUUCCUCGGCUCCUCCCUCAUCGACGACCCGGACUUUCUUCUCGCACUGGAUGAUGAAGACCACGAUAAUGACGAAGCUGAUGAUGAGGAUGAUGAGGAUGCCAACCUAAGAGCCGAUCACCCACCACCUCCCAUCCCACAACAACAACAACAACAACAACAACAACAACAACAACAACAACAACAACAACAAACAAAUAUAGCCACACUCCUCGCCUCCCUCAAACAGUGCCCGGACUACCAGAUCGACACCAACCACACGGGCUGCGGCAUCCGCCGCCGCUUCCUUCCGCCGCUGGACUGCAUCGAGCGAUUCGUCGGCGACGCCCGCGGCCUGCUGGGUGUUACUCUCGCGCGACCGUCAUCGUCAUCAUCCUCCAUCUCCUCGCAGGGGAGUGGUUGGGCCCCGACGACGCGGUGGACCGUGACUCCCGGGUCGUGGGCGAACCGGUCACGUCCGCGCGCGUUGGUGCUAGAUGUGCAUUUGUCGCGGAUCAAUGCUAUCCCCGUGCUGGCGCGUGGGAGUGGGAGGAAGGUCGAGCGAGGGGUCCGGGUGGGCAGCUCGCAGGAGGAGAAUGCGAGGUUGUUGUUCACGGCGCGGAGGCGAAAUUGGGAGGCUUAACUUCUUCUCGCUCUCUCUCUCUCUCUCAUUCUGUUCCCCACUUCUCUACUCGGUAUACUUGGCGAUCACAACGGUUGUUUCCUGGUUCAUGGUUUGUAUUGUGGAAGAUGGAUUAUAUUUUGAUAGAAAGUGGGUGUGUACAGUUUCCUGUAUAUAGUGUCGGAUUGGACGUUUCUAUUUUGGCGGAAAGGGAUGUUGCGCAUCGCGCCGGCCCGAUUUUGGAAUAUAUGGUUGGGGUCUGGGCUGGGUGUACCUCAAUGCACUAAGUUGGGUGCAGGGCAGGGACCAUGCAACGGUGUAUAUGACGUUGUAUAUACGACGUUGUAUAUACUCAUAGAAUAGAAGCCGAGAAAGAAAUUUAGAAUCAAGGACAUGCAAAU
Messenger RNA from Aspergillus uvarum CBS 121591, 2543 nucleotides. RefSeq lists its product as uncharacterized. Lineage: Eukaryota; Fungi; Ascomycota; Eurotiomycetes; Eurotiales; Aspergillaceae. The record is from RefSeq and is a predicted model, not a curated record. Bases 310 to 2163 code for a protein of 617 amino acids. The transcript is spliced from 2 exons.